Molecule: messenger RNA, 1826 nt
Organism: Condylostylus longicornis
Lineage: Eukaryota; Metazoa; Arthropoda; Insecta; Diptera; Dolichopodidae
Gene: nesd
Product: protein nessun dorma
Exons: 4
Coding region: 98-1735 (545 amino acids)
Biological process (GO): spermatogenesis; male meiosis cytokinesis
Source: RefSeq, a predicted model, not a curated record
AUCAAGCAGCAUCAACGUUUUGCAUUCCACAAUUUAAAAUAAAUAAUAAUAAUGCCUUUUUUUUUCUAAUCAUAAAUUAGAUGACAAGUAAUUAGUAAUGGAUGUUUUUGAAUUUCAAAAAAGUCUUCCAACACGUUUUGCGGAAUAUAUGAUAGUUUUAUCAUGGAGUGAAAAGUUAGUGCCUGCUUCACAAGUUCGAGAUGAAUGGUCAUAUUUUCUUCAACUUCAAAUAGAGCCUGGUGGUUGGCAAGCUAUAUGGAAAGUUCCAAGAGUUAUUUGUGAAAGUUUAAAAAUUCCUUACCCAACCUUUGUUAUGGGUACAGUAGAUCAUGUUAUUUUUGAAGAACUUAAGGCUGUUUUCAGUAUUGAAGCGGUUGAAGAGGACAGUGUUCAUAUACCUGAAACACAAGAAGUUAAAUUGGAAGAUUUAUAUGUAACAAUACAGCAAGAAAACACAGCCUUAAAUACAGAAAAAACUGCUGAAAUUAUUGAUAAUCUAAGAUUUUUCUAUAAAAAUAUAUGGAUGCCGUGGGAUCAUGAUGAUGACGAUGACCUUGAUUGGGUAAAAAAACAUUUGGAAUCUCGCUUACAAUUCUAUUAUGACUUGCAAAAAAAAAUCAUUAAGUGUUCAGUAGCUAACCAUAUCAAAAGCUUGCUAUGUGAAGCUAAAUAUUUGCAGGAAAAAAGACAGUGUUUGGAAAUGAAUAUAAGUGACGACGAUGAACUGGAAGAAAGUGUGCCAAAGGAAAAUGUAACGGAUUUGUUACAGUUGCAUUUGAGAUUGAAAUUAAUAAAAAACGAAAUGGACAUAUUGGAAAAUCCUCAUAUGAGAAAAGUAUAUGAAGAAAUAGAAUUAAAGGAACGUGGCGUAAAUAAUGAUAUUCGUGAAAAUUCCUUUAGUUUAAUGGUCAUUAAGCCAUGUACACUUGAGAACUUAAAAUCAUUUUUGGAAACUUCAAAAACUUGUAUUGAGAAUAAGUCCUUAAUCCGAAUUUGCCCUAACUUACAGGAAGCAUUACAAAUUUCACAAACGAAUGAUCAGAUAUUAUUAGAUGUCGGAAAUCAUAGUGUUACAAAAUUUAUUACAAAUUUGCCAGAUAAAGGAAUGUUAAGUGGAAUAUUUGAAACAGAGAAAACGAUAAUAAAUUCUUUGGAAAAUGAAAGAAUUUUAUUUUUGAUUGAUGGUGACUUUACUUUGAAAAAUUUAACUUUAUAUUGUGGGAAGGUCCGAACGGCUAUUGUUAUAAAAAACGGAAAUGUUAAUAUAAUUGAUUGUCAUAUAAUUGGAGAUGAAAACUCAAGUACCAAACAGGGUAUAUGUGUAUCUGGUAAUUCAAGUUUGAUUGUUAAAAGAUGUUUCAUAGAAAAUUUUGCAAUUGGCAUUAGAAUAACUGAAGAUGCUUCUGUCAAUUUACACAACACGAUUAUAAAUGGUUGUGGUAAAGCAAUAGAGAUUGUUCACAAAAAUAAACUUAUAUGUGAAAAUCUUAAAAUUUCAAAUUCUAAGAUAGCAGGCAUUGUAUGUGGAACUCAGAAUACAAGUAUAAAAGAAAAGCAUGUAAUUAUUACAGAUUUCAAUAAAACAUUGAACUCUAAUAUUCUUUGGAAUGAUGAAUGCACUUUCGAAAACAAUGCCUCCAAUAUAGUAAUCUAUAGCGAUGAAUUUAAAAAUAAGCAAUAUAUUGAAGAUAUUUCAACAAAUGGAAUCCAUACUCCUAGCAUGGAUAAAUUUUAACGAACAUUCAUUCAAGAUAAAAAUAUUAUUUAUUUUAUUUUUUGAAAUUUUUAGAAAUAUGCUUAUUUACACAGAUAUGUUUAUAUUUACA